This is a messenger RNA of Spinacia oleracea (spinach), 2156 nucleotides long. RefSeq names its product acetolactate synthase small subunit 1, chloroplastic. The transcript has 12 exons. Gene Ontology annotation, biological process: L-valine biosynthetic process. The coding region runs from base 268 to 1701 and encodes 477 amino acids. The record is from RefSeq and is a predicted model, not a curated record. Gene Ontology annotation, molecular function: acetolactate synthase activity; acetolactate synthase regulator activity. Gene Ontology annotation, cellular component: cytosol. Lineage: Eukaryota; Viridiplantae; Streptophyta; Magnoliopsida; Caryophyllales; Amaranthaceae.
UUAUAAAAGUUAAUUAAUCCCACUCAAGAGUGACAAUAAGCACACACUAAAAAUGUUCCACCUAAACAAAAACAACAUUAUUCACCAAAAUUAACAUUAGAGAUACCAAUCAAAAUCAGGAAGAACACUCCAUUAAAGGCAAGGGCAUACAAAUUCCAUCAAUCAUAUUCACAACAGAAAAAAAAAUUUAUCUUUAAAAAAUAAGAUUUGGUUUACAUAAGUUUUUCCCCAUUUUGCACCACUGUUAUCUGCUUCAAUUUCUCUCUCAUGGCGGCUGUUUCUCUGAAUGGCAAUGGUGGAAAGCUUGGAACUUUGUGUACCCGACCCGAAUUCGGAUGUGGGUUUUUGAGAAAACCGGAUUUUGGAGCUCCGGCAACGGUUUUGGCAAAACCCAUGUCGAAAACUUUAAGGUUCAAGGCAACCGAGGUUUCUGCUACUGCCACAGUGACUGCAGUGCCUGUUUCUGCUCAACGCAAGGUGAUGCGCCACACGAUUUCGGUCUUUGUCGGGGAUGAAAGUGGUAUCAUCAAUAGAAUUGCAGGCGUUAUUUCUAGAAGAGGAUACAACAUUGAGUCUUUGGCUGUUGGUUUGAACAAGGAUAAGGCUCUUUUUACUAUUGUAGUGUGUGGGACUGAGAAGGUGUUGCGCCAAGUAAUGGAACAGCUUAACAAGCUUGUUAGUGUCUUGAAGGUUGAAGAUCUGUCGAGAGAGCCACAAGUGGAACGUGAACUGAUGCUUGUAAAGCUUAAUGCCGAUGCAAAUACCCAUGCCGAGAUAAAGUGGUUAGUGGACAUCUUCAGAGCAAGAAUUGUGGAUAUCUCAGAAGACUUGGUCACUGUGGAGGUGACUGGGGAUCCUGGUAAGAUGGCUGCUGUCCUGAGAAAUUUUAACAAGUUUGGAAUUAAAGAAAUUGCAAGGACAGGAAAGAUUGCUCUAAGGCGAGAAAGGAUGGGUCAGACAGCUCCUUUUUGGAGAUUUUCUGCUGCUUCUUAUCCAGAUCUUGAAGAGAAAGCCGUUAAUAAUCUUGUGGAGUCUGCGAAUAUAAGUAUCAAUGGCGUUCCUGGCUCAUCAUCAAGUGGCGAUGUUUAUCCUGUGGAGCCUUAUGAUAUGUCCAUGGUACAUCAAGUACUUGAUGCUCACUGGGGUGUUCUUUACGAAGGCGAUUCCAGUGGACUCCGGUCACAUACUCUGUGCAUGCUAGUAAAUGAUGCUCCUGGAGUUCUCAACACAGUUACAGGGGUAAUUUCUCGUAGAGGUUACAACAUUCAGAGUCUUGCCGUUGGCCCCGCUGAAAAGGAGGGUCUUUCUCGUAUCACGACUGUCGUUCCUGGAAAUGAUGAGUCAAUUGGAAAAUUGGUUCAGCAACUUAGCAAAUUAGUAGACCUUCAUGAGAUUCAAGACCUUACUCAUUUGCCAUUUGCGGAGCGAGAACUUAUGUUGAUCAAAGUUGCUGUAAAUUCUUCUGCUAGGAGAGACGUCCUUGAUAUUGCCAAUAUCUUCCGUGCAAAAGCUGUAGAUGUCUCUGAUCAUACCAUAACUUUACAGCUUACGGGUGAUCUAGACAAAAUGGUUGCACUACAGAGAUUAUUGGAGCCUUAUGGCAUUUGUGAGGUGGCACGUACUGGAAGAGUGGCGUUGGCUAGAGAAUCCGGGGUGGAUUCCACAUAUUUGCGAGGAUAUGCGCUUCCCUUGUACGAGUGAAAAUCUCUCCGGUUAGAGAGUCCAAUUUCCGUUUGCGCUUCCAUUGUUACUUGUGUAGAUCAAAAUGCAAGUGACUCCGAGUGAAGGCAAAAUAGUAACUCCAAUCUUUGAUUCAAAGAUGCAAUUUGUAUGAAUAGAAGUAGGUUUUUGUUUUGACACUGUGUUUGUCUACCUUGUAAUAACCAAAUUGUUAUCUACUUGUAAUCCUUUCCGGGUUUUCGUUACCUUCUUAUACUCUGGUUAGUAAGGGUGUGCAAAAACCGGCCCGGACCGGAAAAAUCGGUCCGGUCUUCGAGUUAUUAAUAUCUUUUUCUGGUCUUCGGUCCGGUCCGGUCCGGUGACUCCAGUCCAAAACCCUUUAAAAUCGGGUUUUAGACCGGACCGGUUUUUGAGUUUUUCCCUACAAAAAUGUAAUACUUCGUAUAAACCAUUUAAAAAGUCAACUUUCUUCUCCA